GAUAGCUUAGCUGAGAGUAGGUAAAGCACAAAGGAGAAGUUAUUAUCAAAAAGUAUCAUGCCAGUGAUGGAGUUUUCUGAAUCUUUAUUAGAAAUAAUGGAAUUUUACAUUAUGCAACAAUGCGUUAUGUAGUAAGGGCACCGUUCCCACCAAUUUAUCAAGAUUCUCACGAGAAUGGAAAAAAGUUUGAAAUAAUAUCAAAAUCGCAAUUUAAAAAGGCACAAAGUAUUUGGGCAAGAAAAGAAUAUAAGAAUGAAGACAAGCGAAAGAAGUUAUUAGAGGAUGAAGAAAAAAGAUUGAAAAACUUGGAAGAAGCUAAAACAAUUGUAAUUCAAGAAGAUAGUACUCUGUCAUCUGCAAUUUAUGUAAAGAUUCGAGACAGUAUCAAUCAUCGGGACAGACGAGUAAAACUUUCCGGACAUAGGCUUAGACGGCAAGGUAUAAUAUAUAUUUUUAAGCAGCGCCGGGCACGGAUAGUACAUGGAUGGGUGAUCGCCUGGGAACUUUGUGUGGCGUUGGCGAAGCGCGCUGGGUCCGUCGCGCCCUCCGGUAGGCAUGGGCGGCUCCGGUGUCCGAAUCCUGAUUUUAAAAUACCAUAUAAACCAUUCAAAAGGAUGGAUUACAAGGAUGCGAUCGAGUAUCUUCGAAUUAACAAUAUAACUAAAGAUGAUGGAACAUUCUAUGAGUUUGGCGAAGAUAUUCCAGAAAUGUCAGAUAGAAAAAUGACCGAUGCAAUAAAUGAACCGAUAAUGUUGUGUAGAUUUUCUGCAGAAAUCGAGUCAUUUUAUAUGCAACGUUGCGCCGAUGACAAACGUUUUACAGAAUCGGUGAAUGUACUAUUACCGUAUAUUGGUGAGAUAGUUGGAGCUUCGAUGCGUAUUUCGGACUAUGAUGAACCGUUGGAAGGCUAUUCUCUUGCGAACAUAGACACAAAACUAUAUUAUUGGUAUACCGGUCAGCGAAAAUACGGAACUUGCCCCGAUGGCGGAUUUGGAUUAGGUCUUGAAAGAUUUUUAUGUUGGCUUUUAAAUAGAUUUCACGUACGCGAUGCAUGUCUUUAUCCAUGUUUCUUGGAACGUUGUCGACCUUAGAUUUCACGAGCAUAAUUAUACUCAUAUGUAUGUGUAUCGAGAUGAACGAAUUCACAAUUAUUAGUAGGUAAAUUAUUGAGAGCUUCCAAAAAUUUAAUCACGACGGAAUUAUUGAAAAAUGAAAAGUCUCGGUAGUCAGAAGUAAACCAAGAUCCAAGCAUUUGUUUGUUAUUUUAUUUACCAAUUUGUGAUUUUAUGUUUGAACACUUUAUCGCAUUGAAUGUCUAUGCGUAUAAUGGAAAAGUUUCUCGAUGGACAAUCACGUAUGUGAAACUUUUACCUUCAUGAGUGAAAUCAAAUACGUUACGAUAAAUACGUUAAAGAGUCAGGAACAUGAGAAGGAAAUACAUGUUUUUGAUGAAAUUAUAUUUCACAAAUACUUUCGUUUCGACAACGCGUAACUUAUAAUACAUACGCAUAGGAUAGUUAUAAAUAGGUUUUUGACAUUCUUCUUUCACUUUUUCUUUUUCUUUCUUUCUUUACUUAGUCCCGUUAGAUUUUUCGAUUCUCUUCUUUCUUAAAUACUUCAUAUCGUAUAUACAAAUCAUACGACGAAUAUUAACUGUUCUAUUUCGCAUGUAUUUUCAUUAUGUCAAUUUACAUACUUAUAGAAUAAUACGUAAUUUAAUAUUUUUGUUAAAUAUUUUUUUUACACGAGAGAAACUUUCAAAAAUGUAUUUCGCCACAGAGUAGGAAAGUACGGAAACGAUUGUGUGUUAUGACAGAACUCAGAACAUUAAUCACACAAUACCAAGUUGCGAAUGUAGAAACAACAUAAUACAUGUACGUUUGAUACUUAUUAUGAACAAUUUAAUUAGGUUCACUUUUGCUUGAUUUUUCUAAUAUUUUAUGCGCUUUUAUACGAUGGUAUAGAGAUAUAGUAUGUUCUAUACAGAAACGACAAUUAGUGCGAUAUUCAAAUGGCUGGAAAAUGGAGAAAACAAAAUGAAACAUCAUUUGGAUAUGCGCAAACGUGUUUGUUGGAGUUCGUGAGUAAUGAAAUAACGUAUUGCAAACAAAAAUACUUCGUUCUACCUCCAAUAAGCAAGCGACAGAGGAUAUAGCGAGAUUUUAGUUGUAAAUAAAUUGGAAUAUCAACGAAAA
Bombus impatiens (common eastern bumble bee) is the source of this 2195-nucleotide messenger RNA. RefSeq names its product asparagine--tRNA ligase, cytoplasmic-like (gene AsnRS). Gene Ontology annotation, molecular function: ATP binding; asparagine-tRNA ligase activity. Lineage: Eukaryota; Metazoa; Arthropoda; Insecta; Hymenoptera; Apidae. The record is from RefSeq and is a predicted model, not a curated record. Gene Ontology annotation, cellular component: cytoplasm. Gene Ontology annotation, biological process: asparaginyl-tRNA aminoacylation.